AUGCAGACGCCCCCCCAGCACUCUCAUCUGCUCGGCACACCAAUUACGCUGCCGACUAUCGGUCACGCCACCAUCAAAUACGUCGGCCCUGUAGCUGCCAAGAAUGGUCUCUUUGUGGGUUUAGACUUGUUGGGCCCAGCUGCUCGUAACGGCCGUAACGAUGGCUCGUAUAACGGUACUCGAUACUUCACAACCGCCCAACCUUCUUCGGGUCUAUUUCUCCAGUAUGCAAGAGUAGCGCCUCACUUGCCGCCGAGAGAGAAUGUAUUGUCUAGAGACAAUGCAAUAGACCCCACAGUUGUAAUAGACGCCACCCUUCUAAAAGAAUCCACCCUUCUAAAAGACCCCACACCUUCAAACCACACAGUGCCGUUUACUCCUGUAGAAUCUGUGGCCACUCUUCAAGCCACCAUUACUAAACAACAACAACAGAUUGCCAAAUAUAAAUCUUUAUUGGAUGAUCAACGUAUUGUCCUUGAAGAUCUGAAACCUAUUAUAGAUAACUAUGAAACCACUGUACAAUCAUUAAACGAAUCGCUGGCUUCCAAAGAUCGAGAAAUUGCAAGCUUGAAUUCUAAAUUAUCUCAUUUUGAAACUGAACAUGAACAAUUACUUGCUGUGGUACAACAAUUGCAUCAACAGACCAAAUCUGACAAGAAUUCACAAUUCCAAAAAGAUCGAGAACAAUGGGAAAAGGAAAAACAAGAUUGGGCAAGAGAAAAAGAACAAUUACAAUUGCAAUUGCAGUCGCAGUCGCAGUCGCAAUCGCAGUCACAACCCCAAUCACAACCCCAAUCUCAACCCCAAUCUCAACCCCAAUCUCAACCCCAAUCUCAACCCCCAUUGCAUUUUGAAGAAGCUCCAGGAAGACGAUCAUGGUGCGGUAUCUGUGAAAAAGAAGGCCAUAGUUCGGCUGAUUGUCCCGUAGAAUUACCCUUGGGUAAUAACAUAGAAAUGUAUUAG
Molecule: messenger RNA, 963 nt
Organism: Henningerozyma blattae CBS 6284
Lineage: Eukaryota; Fungi; Ascomycota; Saccharomycetes; Saccharomycetales; Saccharomycetaceae
Gene: BIK1
Product: Bik1p
Exons: 1
Coding region: 1-963 (320 amino acids)
Source: RefSeq, a predicted model, not a curated record